AUGAGAGCCCGAGCCUCCCACUACCACUCUUCGUUAAAUAUACCCUGCGCUCUUUCUGGCUUCCUUACCAAGAAUCAUACCCCUUCGAAGGACUCACCAUUAACAAUAAGGCGUUGUUGGCCUAGAAUUUCGGGAGCCAAACUGCUACUAGCACCCCGCCCGAGUCUUCGCAUCAAGCGCCCACCCGUCGUGACACUGGCGCCUAUUCAUUUCCGCAAUCUGUCAAUUCUUAUACACUUAAAUGCCAUGGAUAUCAUGCUAGGGAACACUUUUCCGACUCCUUCGCCCGAAGCAGAUUUUGAUCCUCGACUGUCCUUGAACCUAUGCCUGGCAUUAGAUCGAUACAGACAGAAAUUUGGGUCGGACACACUUCAUGUCGCAGCAGCACUCCUCCCCCCCGAUCGCGAAGAGAUACCGAUGAUGCUACUUCAUAAAUUCUUUGCUCUCUUGAUUCUCCCACUUGCCCGUGGGCAGUUGACGAACCGGACGGCAUCGAUCUCAGACGCAACGACUAUAAGGCGCUCAGGAAGUGGCUGGAAUGCUGCUGCAGUCCCUGGCGCUGGGGUACAGUGUGGCGAAUGGACGCGAGCUAUCGGCGACUCGGCAAGCUUCACAUUCACAGGGACGGCGGUCUAUGUGAUAGGCGACGUAACCUACAAUCCAGCCAGCAUACGCGCAACCUUGGAUGGCACUGAUCUGAGCCUCACUCCUCCUGGUCCACUGUUUUGCGAUGAAACCGUACUCGCGAUGGAUGGGCUCGAUAAUGCGCCUCAUACGCUUGUCCUUACCUUCCAAGGUCCCCUCGCCCAACCAGGAGGAAACCCGAACUCGUUGGUUAUUCAAAGCGUGAUUUACACCGUCGACGAAACGCCCGUGACUAGCUCACUGUCAUCAUCGAGCGCAAUACCUACUGCCACCUCCACUGCCGCAAGCAGCAUCAUCGCGAGCCCAACUGCAAGCGCAAUUGUAGCCAACACUACCGCAAGCUCUACAAAGAACACUCGUGCAAUUACUGGUGGAGUUGUUGGCGGCGUUGUCGGCAUCGCCAUUCUCGUCAUCGCCUUCUUACAAGCGCAUAAUUUGCAUUACCUGAUAUCGUCUCUGGCUUUCACCGCAUUUGGUUGGCUGUUCUUUGGGAGGCGUCGAUUGUACUUUCAUGCCGACAAAGAUGUUGGACCAGUUCAGAUCUCUGUUUUCUUGUCAAGCCAAGAAGACCUUCAGGACUCCCAAAAGGACGCAAACGAAGUGACCCUCGUUUGGCAGGUCUUCGACAUAGGAUAUUCACGGAGACACUUCACUGCUUCAUGUCCUUGCACGCUCGAUAAGACAGGUCAAACCCAACUUGGAUUUGGUACAGUGGAAGACGUGGAGGAAAGUGGGAUAACGACCAUUAGGUCGCCAGAAUCGGCGCGAGCUCCUGCCACUUGGAAUGGUGAAAAUUUCGAAGAUGAAGGUGCAGCAGUCGAGGGAGGUGGCAUGACCCUCCAGAACAACGCAGAGGCUACGUCGAUGGUGCUUGGUACCUUUGAUUCAACUAGUACGAUCCCAUUCAGGCCGUUCCUUCGCAUCAAGGACGUCGGUGAGAACCCGUAUCCAGCUAAUACAGACCUCUAUCUGCAUAUCUUCGUAACUAAUGGCUAUAAAGGUGGUCAAUAUGCUCCCGACCUUGUGUCGAAGUUCGAAGAAGACAGGCUUACCAAGAAAGGCGUCAAGGUAGCUGACCUCAAGCCGUUGUCUCAAUGGCAAAUUCGCAAAGUCGACGGUAAAAUACGACUCAAGGUCAGGGGAGGCGCCAAGAAAGAGCUAAGCCAAGUUUGA
This is a messenger RNA of Cyclocybe aegerita, 1818 nucleotides long. The record is from the annotation of a GenBank genome assembly. Lineage: Eukaryota; Fungi; Basidiomycota; Agaricomycetes; Agaricales; Hemipholiotaceae.